Messenger RNA from Paramuricea clavata, 280 nucleotides. The record is from the annotation of a GenBank genome assembly. NCBI's taxonomy places the organism in Eukaryota, Metazoa, Cnidaria, Anthozoa, Malacalcyonacea, Plexauridae.
AUGGCCGGCAGAUCUUGCAUAUCAAACCUCAUCGACACUCUUGACUACGUUGGAUCGUGUUUAGACAGUGGAGGACAUAUAGACAUGAUUUAUAUGGAUAUGUCAAAGGCAUUCGACAAGGUCGAUCACGAUGUAUUAAUACGAAAGCUGCAGAAAGACUAUGGUUUUGGAGGUAAUCUCCUCAGAUGGUUUCGUUGCUAUCUAGAAAAUCGUAAACAACGCGUUACAGUGUUAGGAGCAACGUCAGACCUACUUCCUGUCACGUCUGGUGUACCGCAAG